AUGGGGUAUUACGGGUAUCGGGAUCUUGCUGAGCGUGUGAUGACCAGUCUCCUGGAUGGCAGCCUUGUCGCUAUUGCAGUCACGGCCCUGAUUGCUUUUGGGUUGCCCGUCUUGCUGCAUGUAAUCUUCUACCGAUCCGUUGCAUCGCCGCCGUUAAGCAAUUUUCUUCUUUUGGGACCUAGCGGCGCUGGGAAAACUGCUUUCCUGACACUGCUUGAAAGUAAGACAUCUCGAGUUGCUCAAAGAAAGCAACUUACACACACGUCACAAACAUCUUCUUCGGCUGUCGUCAGCCUUCCUGCCUCGGUCCAGACCGCUUCGAACCGCUACCGGUCUGUCAAUGACUCGUCCCUGAAGGAUGUCUCUAGAAAUCCGGUCAGAUAUCGGGUGAAGGAUACACCCGGUCAUGGAAAACUACGCAGUGCUCAGGGACUCUCGGAGCUGGUUACAAUGUCGACAGCAAAGGACAAGAAUCUCAGACUACGUGGGGUUGUCUUCAUGAUCGACACCGCCGCUAUGAAUGAAGAAGAGACGCUGAGGGAUACCGCAUCGUAUCUGCAUGAUGUCCUUCUCGCUCUUCAGAAACGGGCUCUGAAGAGUGGCCGUUCUUCCGCCAGGGUAGCUGCGGAGAUACCUGUUCUUGUGGCGGCCAACAAGCAGGAUCUUUUCACUGCUCUGCCCGCGGGCUCUGUUCGUGAGAAGCUGGAGGCCGAAAUCGACCGAAUUCGCAAAUCCAAGAGCAAGGGGCUCAUGAAUGCUAGCGAGGAUGCCGGUGGUGCCGAGGACGAAGAUGAAACCUUGGGCAGUGCUGAUGCACAGGGCACUUUCAGCUUCAAGCUUUUGGAGGACGAGGUCGGUGUAAAGGUUGACGUCGUUGGUGGUGCUGUCAAAGGCGAUGAAGAAGGCGAUCUUGGAGCUGGUGUGAGGAAGUGGGAAGAUUGGAUUGGCCAAUGCCUAUGA
Molecule: messenger RNA, 960 nt
Organism: Aspergillus clavatus NRRL 1
Lineage: Eukaryota; Fungi; Ascomycota; Eurotiomycetes; Eurotiales; Aspergillaceae
Product: signal recognition particle receptor subunit beta
Exons: 2
Coding region: 1-960 (319 amino acids)
Source: RefSeq, a predicted model, not a curated record